Molecule: messenger RNA, 996 nt
Organism: Penicillium diatomitis
Lineage: Eukaryota; Fungi; Ascomycota; Eurotiomycetes; Eurotiales; Aspergillaceae
Exons: 1
Coding region: 1-996 (331 amino acids)
Biological process (GO): protein N-linked glycosylation
Cellular component (GO): Golgi membrane
Molecular function (GO): glycosyltransferase activity
Source: RefSeq, a predicted model, not a curated record
AUGUGGAACUGGCUUACAAUCCAGACUUCAUCCUGGCCUCAGACAUCGGAAAUCUACGACAAGAUAUCAAAUGGGGUGGGUAAUUUCUACCCAGGAAGCGGUCACGAUAGUCAGCACACUUCACCAGAGAGCUCUCGUGUGUCAGCUCCAGCCUCUGCCGAGUCAAAGAAGAAGAUUGUCAUGGUGACUGGCAGCGCUGGCAACAGUCGAAUGCUGGGGAUGCCGCGUAUCAAGGAAAUGGUGUAUGAGAAUCGCAUCACUUAUGCCCAGAAGCACGGGCUCAACUUCAUGUGGGCAAACAUGACCAGUUACAAUCUUCCAGAUGGUGCGCCCGUCUACUGGAAUAAGAUUCCCAUUCUCCGCGAUGCAUUCGAUCGCUUUCCAGAGGCCGAAUGGAUCUGGUGGCUGGAUAUUGAUAUUAUCAUCAUGAACAUCUCUCUCCACAUCCACGACCACGUUCUGUCUCCAGAAGGCAUGGCACGCAAUAUCCUGCUUGACUAUCCGAUCAACGGUGCCGAGGGUGGAAGGACAGGGUACCGCACCUCACCUGGAUAUCGCCAUGAGGACAUCAACUUCGUCCUCUCGCUGGAUCACUGGGGCAUGAACGUGGGCAAUUUUCUCAUGCGCCGAAGCGAAUGGAGCGACUGGUUGUUAGACAUGUGGCUAGAGCCACUGUACAUUUCCCAGAACUGGGUGUUUCCCGAAAAUGACGGAUGGUCUCAUCUGUGGCAGCACCAUCAGAUUGUUCGGAAUCCCACAGCCUGCAUGAACCAGCAUUCGAUGAACGCUUACCCGGAUUAUAAUGCGCUGGGUUCGCACUGGGAAGCCGGAGACCAUGUUGUGCAUUUUGCGGGUUGUGGUGGUGAUCCCAUCUGUGAAGGAGCCUGGGCCAAACAUUGGAGCAUGCGAGAGGAUGUGGAGGUUCCUGCCUUUGUGAAGGAUAAGCUGCGCGAGGGAGUCGCAGAGAUCGAAGCUUUUCAAGGUGGCGCAAAGUAA